Molecule: messenger RNA, 1656 nt
Organism: Helianthus annuus (common sunflower)
Lineage: Eukaryota; Viridiplantae; Streptophyta; Magnoliopsida; Asterales; Asteraceae
Product: cytochrome P450 81Q32
Exons: 2
Coding region: 47-1549 (500 amino acids)
Molecular function (GO): heme binding; oxidoreductase activity, acting on paired donors, with incorporation or reduction of molecular oxygen; monooxygenase activity
Source: RefSeq, a predicted model, not a curated record
UGAUCUAUGUAUCAAGCAUACAAAAAAAUAAACCAAAAACCAGAAUAUGGAGACAUUUUAUCUGAUCCUCAGCUCCCUCAUUGCUAUUGUAUGCAUUACAAAAUUUAUCGUUGGAAAGAAUAAGAAUUUACCACCAAGCCCAUUCCCAUCCUUACCUAUAGUUGGUCACCUUUACUUACUCAAAAGUCCUCUCUACCGAGCCCUGGCUAAAGUCUCCAACCGUCAUGGUCCAAUGCUCAUGCUACAAUUCGGCACCCGGAGGACACUUUUGGUUUCAUCUCCAGCGGCGGUGGAGGAAUGCCUGACCACGAAUGACGCUACAUUUGCCAACCGUCCGCAGUUACUUGCUGGAAAACAUAUAGGGUAUGACUACACCACCAUUACCUGGUCAAACUAUAAUGGUCACUGGCGUAACUUACGACGUAUCGCCUCUCUGGAGCUCUUAUCGGCUCAGCGCUUACACGCCUUAAACCCUAUUCACAUGGAGGAAGCCCGGCUCUUGGUUAAUGAAGUGCACCGGAGAGCGAUGAGAGACGAUGGGAUGGUGGAGAUGAAGUCAUUGCUUUUUGAGAUGAUGUUGAAUGUAGUGAUGAUGAUGAUUGCGGGGAAGAGAUUUUUUGGUGAUUUGGUGGCGGAUGUCGAAGAGGCACGGCGGUUUAAGGGGAUUGUAAAGGACACGUUUGAAGUGAUGGAGUCGGCUAAUGUAACCGAUUAUUUGCCGUGGUGGAAGUGGGUGGGAGGGACAGAGUUGGAGAAGAAGAUGGUGGCGUUGAGGGCGAAAAGAGAUGCGUUUAUGCAAGAUUUGUUAGACGACUACAAAAGACAACCGAUCAAGGAGAAUAUUGAAGAGAAGACAAACUUGAUUCAGGUUCUAGUGAAGUUGCAAGAAGCAGACCCUGAAUGUUACAAGGACCACGUUAUCAAAGGAUUAAUGCUGGAACUACUAUCAGCAGGAUCUGAUGCAACAAGUGGAACAAUGGAAUGGAUGUUAUCACUUUUGUUAAACAACCCCCAAUAUCUAAAGAAAGCACAAGCCGAGAUCGACAAUUAUGUUGGUGAAGAUCGUCUAAUUUGUGAAUCCGACAUAUCCAAUCUUCCUUAUCUACGAUGCAUAAUAAAUGAGACUAUGAGAAUGUACCCUCCUGGUCCACUACUUUUUCAUGAGUCCUCAAAGGAUUGUAAAGUGGGAGGGUAUCAUAUCCCAGGUGGGACAAUGAUAGUGAUAAACUUAUGGGCCAUUCAUAAUGACCCCAAUAAUUGGGAAGAUCCUAAGAAGUUUAAACCAGAGAGAUUUAAAGAGGUGGAAGGUUCAAGAGAUGGAUAUAAGCUAAUUCCAUUUGGGUCUGGAAGGAGAGGGUGUCCAGGAGAAAACUUUGCCAUGCUUAUGGUCGGUUUGGUGGUAGGUACGCUUAUCCAAUGCUUCGAGUGGGAAAGAAUUGACGAAAAGAUGAUUGACAUGACCGAAGGAAAGGGAAUAACCAUGCCAAGAGCUAAUCCUUUGGUGGCCAAAUGUCGAUCUCGUGGAAAGAUGGCCAAAUUUCUAUCUUAAAUGUGAUUAGCUAGUUUUAGUAUAAGUAUACCAAUAAUUCUACAUGUGACAUGUAUUUUAGGGUGAGAAUAUAUGUGUUUGCUAUAUAAAAGGUGAGUUUUGACGCA